CCAAUUGGUUCGUUCAGGCGUGUGACGUUGUCGCUGCUCGGACGGCUGAAGCCUUUCGAUUGGCUCGGGGAAGAGGACCGGAAAGACAAUACAGGAGCCGGAAGGAGUGGAGGCGAAAAAUCACCAUAGCAGGCUCAACAUGGAGUCUGAAGAUGCUGUCUCUCCUGAAAAAUUAGUUGAAAACUUGACACUCUCAGAAGAAAAUAACAGCCAAGAGGCCAAUUGCAAUGAUGUACAUAACCACAAAUUUGGAAAAGAGGGAAUGAAUCAGUUUUCUGACUCGGAGACCAGAGAAGAUGAGGACCUCUUCCAUGACUGUAAUGACUCCUUUGAAUCAGAAGUGGUAGAGGAGAAUCACAAUGACAAGGUAGAUAAUUCAGAGAUUCAAGCAGAACCAGAUGAAAAAGAUUUACUAGAACUGGAGAAAGAUAUGUCAGAGGAAGAAAAACAGGAAAGAAGAAACAAGAGCAUAAAAUUAAAAGAAGAAGGAAAUGAACAAUUUAAAAAAGGAGACUAUAAAGAAGCUGAAGAUUCCUAUUCAAAAGCCCUGCAGGUUUGUCCAGCCAGUUGUAAGACAGACAGAUCUAUUUUGUAUUCAAACAGAGCUGCAGCAAGAAUUAAACAGGACAAGAAAGACAUUGCCAUAAGUGACUGCAGCAAAGCCCUGGAAUUGAAUCCAAAUUAUAUCAAAGCACUACUGAGGAGAGCAGAGCUCUAUGAAAAAACAGACAAACUAGAUGAAGCCUUAGAAGACUAUAAAAACCUGCUUGAAAAAGAUCCAUCAAUCCAUCAAGCAAGAGAAGCCUGUAUGCGACUGCCAAGACAAAUAGAAGAACGUAAUGAAAAACUUAAAGAAGAGAUGCUGGGUAAACUGAAAGAUCUUGGAAAUUUGGUUCUGCGUCCUUUUGGCCUCUCAACUGAGAAUUUCCAGGUGAAGCAGGAUUCAUCAACUGGCUCAUACUCUAUUAACUUUGUUCAAAAUCCAAAUAACAAUCGGUAACAUAAACCCAUCCCCUUGCUGGUUAAAACUUUGGCGUUUUCACAGAUGAAUGCAAAAAUGGAUGAAUAAACAUCUAAUAUAUAACAUCUUUACUGAAAUGGAAAAAAAAAUUGAACAUAGUCCUAUGCAUUUUCUCCUGUGGGGAACUCUUAAGUGUGGACAACAGAAGGAAGUAACCUGACCUUUACAGUAAUAUACGUUAUGUGGCCACUCUGCUUUACCCCUAGUAAGGAAGAGGAGUUUGAUAUUGCUAAAUAGAAAAAUCGAACGCAUCCAUGCCUGUUAUUAAAAUACAGACAUUUUAUGUUUUGUGGUUUGAAAGUGUUUUUUGUGUGAAUGAGAGAGAGGAUUUAUCUUUCUGUUCUGAGAAUAUAUCUUGAGUGUAAUAAAACAUUGAUGGUAUUGUGUGCUA
Messenger RNA from Anolis carolinensis (green anole), 1412 nucleotides. RefSeq names its product tetratricopeptide repeat domain 1 (gene ttc1). The record is from RefSeq and is a predicted model, not a curated record. Lineage: Eukaryota; Metazoa; Chordata; Lepidosauria; Squamata; Anolidae. Gene Ontology annotation, molecular function: protein binding. The coding region runs from base 140 to 1000 and encodes 286 amino acids. The transcript is spliced from 8 exons.